AUGGCACUUGAACUGCGAGUGCUCUACUCAUCGUUUAUUAAAGAUGGUGUUGGUCUUGCACAAAUCUAUAAUAACAUAGCUGGUUGUUACAAUCAAAAUGGUGAUUAUAAUCGUUCAAUUGAAAACUAUGAAAAGUCAAUAGAUAUUAAACUAAAAUAUCUACCACCAGAUCAUCCAUCAUUCAGAAUAACCUAUAGUAAUUUGAGUGAUACAUAUCGAACAAAAGGUGAUUAUGAAAUGGCAUUGAAAUAUUGUCAAAAUGCACUUGAUAUUCAUCUCUUAACAUUACCAAAAGAUCAUAUAGAUUUUGCAAAAUCGUAUAAUGCUAUGACUAAUAUUUAUAUUGAAAGUGAAAACUCGAUAAAAGCUAUAGAAAAUUAUGAAAAAGUACCUGAAAUUGAAUUAAAUCAAAGGCCGCAAAAGCAUCCACGAUUAACUACCACCUAUAACAAUAUUGCCAAUAUUUAUUUGGAUAAAGGUCAAUAUGAACUUGCAAUCAAAUACUAUAAACGUGCACUUGAUGAAAUUGAGUCUUCAGAUACAGUUGGUCAUGCUGUUAUUUACAAUAAUCUUGGUGAAAAUUAUCGUAAAAUUGGUACUUACACAGAGGCAUUAAUUCAUCAUAAAAAAGCAGUUGAUAUUCGAAUGACAGUGUAUUCUUCGCUUGAUCAUCCUGAUCUUGCACAAUCAUAUCAUAAUCUAGGAACAGUAUUCAGUGACAAGGAUCAAUACGACACAGCUUUAGAAUACUUUGAAUUAGCACUUGAAAUAAAACAAAAAGUUUUUCCUUCCAAUCACUCAUCAAUUGCUAGAAUAUACAUAAAUAUGGCUGAAACAUAUCGAAAACAGUCAAAUUAUAUGGAAUCAUUGAAAUAUAACAAGAAUUAA
Molecule: messenger RNA, 888 nt
Organism: Didymodactylos carnosus
Lineage: Eukaryota; Metazoa; Rotifera; Eurotatoria; Philodinida; Philodinidae
Source: the annotation of a GenBank genome assembly